Molecule: messenger RNA, 976 nt
Organism: Darwinula stevensoni
Lineage: Eukaryota; Metazoa; Arthropoda; Ostracoda; Podocopida; Darwinulidae
Source: the annotation of a GenBank genome assembly
CUCAUCCUGGGACAUUAUCGGUCAACGAGUGAAAGUGCAAGUGAAGAUGGACGCCUUUCUCGAUUUCCUUCCCUUCGUUCUCUCCGCCCUCCAUUUUCCAUCGCCCAGCUUCGGGUCCGAUGGAGGAAAUCCAUCUGCCGUCGGAAAGUGGCCGUGGGUGGCUGCCAUUUACGACGUCAGGAAGAAUCUUCUCGUCUGUGGAGGGGCACUCAUUCGAGAAGAAUGGGUUCUGACCGCCGCUCAUUGCCUCGCCAUAGGCGCAAGACCUCGGGAUCAGAAAGACUUCCUGGUUUAUCUUGGGAAAUACUAUCGGAAUGACUCCCUGGAUGAUGGAUUCGUGCAAAAGAGAGAGGUGUCCACGAUCGUCCUUCACAGAGGUUAUAACUUAUUUAACUUCGACUCAGACAUCGCCUUGCUGAGACUGGCAGAGCCGGUACAGUUCACCGAAAGAGUUCAGUUGAUCUGCCUCCCGACAAAACAGUUCCUCCAUCUUUCGGAGGCAAACCUCGGGAGCGGAACUCGAGGAACGGUGGCGAGUUGGGGCGAAAACAUCUCGGAUGAGCUGAGCAGCGAGUUGAUGGAGAUUGAAAUUCCGGUUUUAUCGAAUGCCGUCUGUCAUAGGGAUACGACGCACCUCACGGGGAGCCCCGAUUCCACGCGAACCCUCAGCUGGAACUCUUUCUGCGCUGGCAAUAAUAUAAAUACUUCUUCUCAAGAUUUCCAAGCCGCCUGUGCUGGAGAUUCAGGCAGUCCCAUGGUCUUCUAUACCGACGCCCUGCGGCAGUGGCAGAUCGAGGGAAUCGUGAGUCACACUUUCACCAAGGAACCUUGCUCCCUGAGGCGCCCGGGCGAAUAUACCAUUUUCACCAGAGUCAAUCGGUUCGUUGAUUGGAUCCAGACGAAUACUGAAUACACACAGUGUAUGUGCCUGCGAUCCAGGGACAAAGAUCUCAAACACAUCAUGCCCAGGAAGUGA